AAGUGCUGGAAGUUUAUUUUUGUUUUUCAUUUGUUAUUUUUGCAAUGAUUUAUGUCCAAUUGAAGAAGUGACAUUCGCAGAAAAAUAUCAUUUAUAGAAAAUGUGAUAAUAUUUUAUGUAAAUUAUAAUGUCUUUCAAUGCAUCCAUUAAGACAGAAGUAUUAAAACAAAUAAGAGCUCUGCUGCUUUCUUCUCCUGUUGGUUUGACCCUUGGAGAACUGAAAAAAGACUAUGAAACGUUUAUUGGUACACCGCUCCCGUUCAGAAAACUGGGUUAUAAUACAGCAGAAGAUUUUGUCAAAGACAUACCAGAAACUAUUAGUAUCUCAUGGAAAAAUGGCAUGCUCGUGUUGCAGACACCUUCUGACUCGACAACAAAGCACAUUGAACGUUUAGUCGCUCGUCAAAAUAUCCCCAAACCUAAAAAAUAUGCUGUUUUACGAAAUAGAACUGGUUCGUCAAAUAGUCGAAACUGGAGAUCAAAACAUCAGCCAUCAGUUCCUUUGUUUAUUAGAAACCAAAUAAACCAAUUGUUUGCAUCAUACCCUGAUGGUUUACCACUAACACACUUUGAUAUAGCAUUUUCAAGGAGAUUUGGGGUGGCAUUAGAUAGUUGCAGACUGGGGUUUACUUCUACUCAAGAUCUACUUGGCAGUGUUACAGAUAUUGUCAAACUUGAUCAAUGUGGCAGGGAGUGGAGAGUGAUUCCAGCAUUUGUAGAUCGCGAGAGAUACAGACAUAACAGCAACUACCAAGCUGCUCCCAGUUACAAACAUUCAGAAUCAAGAACACAUUAUUUUGAAAAAGAAAGACGUGUUUCUGAUGAAAGUUCAAAAUCUGCUCAUGAUGUGUCAUGUCCUCCAUCGCCAAACAGUUCAAUUGAGCCAGAUGCCAAUUUUGAUGAUGUGGCAAUUGAUUCAAUUAUACAGGAUAAUAUAGCACAGCUUUUGAAAUCUCGACCUGAAGGGAUCUGGGCAAAUCAACUUUCUAAUGAAUACAAGCAAAAUGUCGGCAAGGAGCUGCAGUUCAAAGAGCAGGGUUUCCUCAGCAUCAUCGAGUUUGUGUCUGCUCUGCCUCACAUUGUCAAGAUUGAACGUCCAGUGCCUAAAGGGGACUGGUGGUUGACCCAUGUAGAUCAUAAGAAAACUGCUGAGCCCAUUAAAACCAAGGCAGCACCUGUUGAGAGUUCUGAAUACUUUGGAUCUCCACCGACUAUUGAAACGGAACUGCGGGAGAGUAUUCGACAAGUGCUGCAGGCUCAUCCAGACGGGGUUCUCAUGAAGGACUUCCCCGAUGUAUUUUUAGUGAUGACUGGCAUUAGUCUUGAGGAAAUGUCGACAAAGUUCAAAACACUGGAGCGUCUCCUCUUGUCCGUCACUGAUGAUGUCCUACAGGUCCAGUACAAGGGAGAAGGCCGCUUAAUGUUGUAUGCAAUUGAAACAAAAGAUUCUCGAAAGUUUGAUCGCUUGCUUGAAAAAUAUCGUCCUCAUCUUUCACCAGAGGAGAUCUUUCCCAGGACAGCUGGUAUCCCAGAAGACUCUGUGGGUCCCGGGGCGGCAUAUGUAUCAGUCGAUCUUCCGUCACUCACCGACUACACAGAGAUAUACGUGUCGAACAUCUGUUCACCGUCGAUGUUCUGGAUUCAGUUGCGAGGAGCGCAAACCACGCUAGCUCUCGAGAGUCUGAUGGAUUCACUAGAGCGUUACAAGUUUGCCGAUGGAGAGAAGUACCGAAUGCCGGAGUCGUUAAUUGCAAUAGGUCAGGCAUGUGCAGUACUCUUCCCGGAAGAUAACAACUGGCACCGGGGGAUUAUUACUGGCAUCCGGGACAUCGAUUUAGUCGAGGUAUUUUAUGUUGAUUAUGGAAACACUUGUUCUGUGCAUAAAAACACAUUGCGACUCCUGAGAUCUAGAUAUUUUCGGCUGCCAGUGCAAGCGAUUCAGUCACGUCUUGCUAAUAUCAGUCCACUUGGUGGUACAUGGACAUCACAAGCCAAACAAAGGAUGCUUGACCUCUGCCGAUGUAAACCACUGAUAGCUCUGGUCACUGGAAUCAAGGACCGUGUUCUGUCGAUCUGUCUGACCGAUACGACAUCCGACAUGGACGUUCACAUCAACGACCUUCUGGUCCACGAGAAAUACGCCAUUUUCUCCCCCGACCAUCUCCAGAAGGCAGACUCUAACACGAUUCCUGAUCUGCACUCCACCAACCUCAAUGACCAAUCAAAACAAAGCAUUCAAUCCACCAGUCAGCCUCCGGAAUCUGGCAAUCAACGGUUUGUCAGAGCGUGUGAAAUGACAUCGGAAGUGACACUUCACAUUGUCAGCUUACAGUCCGAGUUGUACAUCCUCUCAGCUGAAAUAUCAGCCCUGUUUUGGCAAGCCGAUAUUUUGAGAUCCAUGUUACAACGCGUAUGCAAGACAAUGAAUCGCAAGAAAGUGACGGUUUCAAAAGAUGAUUACCCUUCUUUGUUUACAGAGCUCAUAAGCUAUGGUGUGAAAUGUGUCGAAGAUAAGACAUUUCUUACUCUUUAUCCACUUGAUGCUCUUCCGUCCAUCCUGUCUGUGUUCCAGCACUCGUCCUCGGAGUUGAAAGAGUCGAUUGAUGCAGCACUGCAGGCGCUCAGUCCCGAAGACUCGUACUGGAAGGGAGUGGAUUCGGAAUCGGACUCAUGUUCCGAGUUGAGCCGAGAAUUUGAAGAUCCACUGCUGGGACUGGAUGAACUGCGGUUAACGUUGCAAGCUCUUCAGUUUAAAAGGAAACGGAUCAUCCAGAGCCUGAUGGGAGAAAAUGUGAGCCAUGUGGAUUCCGUGAACCAGAUUAAUGAGGUGGAGAUGCAGAUCACUAAAACCAAAGAGCUCAUUGACGAGCUGGAGGCCAUGGAGAAAGACCUUGCUAAUGACAGUCAGUCAGUUGAUUUGGAGCAAGAUAGCAACACAUCUGAAGAAAAGGUCCAGAAAUCCAUUACAAACGCACGGUCGCCCAUUAAAACCAAUGUUGUGGCUCCGAUGAUUGUCAAUCCUGUGCCAUCCACGAAACCUGCAGACCACAACAACCCAUCCUUGAGUUCACUGCAAGCAGCCAAUCAGGACCUUGCUACCAUGAUGCAGCAGCAACAGUUGCUCCAAUCGGUGGCCUCGUCUCAGAGCGGCACGGGUGUCUGGGAUCCGUCCAUGAUGGGCGUCAUGUCUGGAUUCUCCAUGCUGUUUCCCAUGAUGCAGACUCCCGCAAUGAUUACCCAGAUGUCAUCGAUGGGCCGUGGCCAACCGGCGGUGGCGGCAGACAUGACAUCCAUGCCAGCCUUGCAGAACAUCCCUUCCAUGCCUGGAAUGUCAAACAUGCCAAACGUAGCAUAUGUUCCCCAGUUUCCCAACAUACCAAAUUUAUCAAAUUUGCCAGGUUUGCAAAAUCUCAUGAACAUGACACCAGUGACAGUACCACAGAAUACUUCAGCUAACAACAGUGCCGACGUUCCCGGAAUGAGUAUGGGUCAAGGGGCAGACAACCCUAUGCUGUUGCCAGGGUUAUUGCCUCUUCUGCAGAACCUACAGCUUGGUCGUGGAAGAGGCGGACCCAGUUCAGGGAAUGGGGGUCAGUCAUGAGAAUACCUUUGUGUAUCCUCUAGACUUGGUGAUAAUGUAGGUUAGAGAUCAGAUUUUUUUUUUUUUUUAAAAACAAUUUUAAAUUUCAGUGAAUUAAUCUACUGUCAAGAAUUAUUGACAAAUUAUGACUUUAGUUAAUAUUUAGGUUAUUGAUGAUCAUCAUAUUUUUUGUAUGACAAGGUGUCUGUGAUUGUUUUUAUUGGUUUAAACAGAGGUUAAAGACAGGCUCGCACAUCAUUUGAUCUACUAAGUGACUCUAGAAAAUAACCUGCAUUACGUAAAAAUAUAUUGAGCAGCAAAACUGCAAAUAUUAAUUUAGUUUUCUUUAAUUUUAUUUAAAAUUAUUCAUUUGGAAUCCCAUUAAUGUCUGUCUAUUAAAAUUAUCAAUCUCUUGUGAACAUUUAGGCCCAUUUUUGACUGUGUUAAAAAUAUAUAUAAGUUUACUUAUUAAGAUAUUGGCUUUUCUGUUUUUGUUCAGUAUAUUGCAUAUUUAAUUUUAUCCGAAAAGUACUGCCCCAAGUUCAGCCAGCAAACGUUUCACUAACAUUUGUGAACUAUUUGAUUGGUUCCCGAAGUGGUAAAUUGGUUUACUGUGUUACUUAAAAAUUAGUCUAGCGAAUGUUGGCAACAAGCGGUUGAUUGAACUUCCGCCUGUAUUCACCCAGCUACACCGUUGUCGUGUUCCACUUGUUAUCAAUGUUUUGGUAUAUAGUUGAAUUAUGGUUAUGUGGCUAUAAAUAUAUUAUUAAAAACCUUGUAGUUUAAAAUCAGCCCUCUACAUUGCGACUGAUUUGAUUGCAAAUGCAACCAUUUAUUUUCAUUUGUCGACAAAGAUUUCAUACUAUUUAUAUAAAAAAUAGGAGUAGGCCACAUCUGGCUCCUAAAUGGAAACGUUAGCAUAGAGGGCUGUUUAAAAUGUUUAGAAAAUGCCUUGUGGAAGACAGCAGUAAACAAACAUACACAGUGUGUAUACUACAGGUCACUGUCUUUAGAAGGUCAAAUGCCUGUGUGACCCUGACAUUAACAUCUUUGGUGUGUUAAUGUAUGCCAUAAUUUCAAUGUGAUAGUGUGGUAAAAAGUAAGCAACAAAUGAUAUCAGCUAACAAUAUAUAUACUCUUCAAAAGAAGAAACGCAAAACCACAUUGUCGUAACAUUUGGAGAAUUGAUUUAAUUAUUGAAUGGUGAGUCCGAUAAUUACCAAAUGUUGCAGGAUUGUUC
Molecule: messenger RNA, 4820 nt
Organism: Gigantopelta aegis
Lineage: Eukaryota; Metazoa; Mollusca; Gastropoda; Neomphalida; Peltospiridae
Product: tudor domain-containing protein 5-like
Exons: 22
Coding region: 128-3601 (1157 amino acids)
Source: RefSeq, a predicted model, not a curated record